CUGCCUGCAGGAUCUAAACUGAGCAGUCCCUGAGAGGAUGGGAGGUAGGAAGGAAUGGCAGAUCCUGUAGGCUGUAUCCAUCAGUGUUUUCAUGGAGUGCUCUGAUUUGGACAGGAUGGAGUUCCGUUCAUUUUUUUUCCUGCCUGGAAAGUGUUCCUUUCCCUGGCUCCUCUGACUCCCUUUGGGAGCAGCAGAUCCCCAAAUCUGAGGUGGCUUUUAAGCAGUUCAUAGACAGCACAUCAAUCUUUCCCCAGCCAGCAGAAAGGCAAAGCUGGGAUCCCUGCAGUGCUGGGGGUGAUGGCUGUGGAGAAUGAGCUGUCAGGCACCUAUUGCUCAUCUCCCAAUGUCCUGAGCCCUGCUAUUUCCUUGUCACAAAGCUGAUGUGUGGAUUGUCUGAGAAGAAAACUCUUUUGGAAAAGUCUAGUUUAUUGCUCUUUACUUGGAGUAUCUGGCCUAAGUGUUUGGAAGCCUGUGGCUUGUAAGGAGAGAUAAGAGCAAAACAGCUUCUGUAAGAGGCUUGCUGGUUUUGUCUGCUCUUCACAUCUUGGCGAGAUUUAAUCCCAGCCAGCAACUAAGGACCAGAGAGCAACUUGCUCACUCCCCUACCAGCAGGAUUGGGGAGAGAACCAGAAGAGCUGAAGGGAAAAAACUUGUGGGUUGAAACAAACAUGGUUCAGGAACUAAAUCAAAAGCCACGCACACAAGCAAAGCAAAACAAGGACUUAAGUCACCAGUUUUUUCAGUGUCAGUUUAUUGAUGUUUGAAAUAACAAAGCUAAGACUUCUGGUCAUGUUUUGUAAAGCCCCUUGUUAUUACAUUUGAAUAAAGUUCUUUCUUUUAACACAGGAAAACAUUCUCCUAAAACUGAAACUGAAAGUCCUUUCUUGAUUCCUGGAAAUCUGAUCAAAACUGCUUUCCUGCCUAAACUAUUUUGGUGGUUUGACAGCAAUCCCUGAGCUUUAAGCUUUAUGUAUCCAGAACAUUGUCUGCAACACCUAUCAAGGGAGCACUGUGUGAGAGCAGCACAUGCACCUCUCCCAUGUCUAAUUCAGCCUGGAAAGGGCAAGAAUACUGCCAUUACUUCAGCUGGUGAAUUUUCUUGUACUUCUUGGAAACUGUAGCGUUUCACUGAAUGCAGGGGUUUGCUCCAGUACCGUGCUUGUCUGUGCAGUCAGGCUCAGGCUGAUUAUUAUUUGGUUGCCUUUCCAUCAAGCCUGGUGGGUGCACUGACAGGAUUUGGUUGAACACUGCCUGAACCACGAGGUGAGUGUGAGAGGAGGAGCAGCAGAAUCCAUCACUUGCCAUAGAGUUGGUUUUGCUCAAGAUGACCUCAGAGCUGGAAGAUCCUAAGAAUAUUUAGUGUGGGAAUAUUCACGCAUUAUGCUUACUUUAGGCUGUUUUCUGUUAGCUUUGAGAAGUGGAGUUUCUGCAGGAGAUGACAAUGUUGCAAAAAAUACUUAAAACUCAUCCUUCAGAGGCCUGGGAUUCUUGGUGUUGGGGGAAGAGGGAUAAGAAGCUCAGAGACUGUAAGACAACUUUUACAAAGCAAGCUACUGCAUUAUAAAAUUAUAUUAGGAUAACAUGUUUAUUAUUAUAGUAUUAUAUUAUUAUGCUUAUGUAAUUGACUGGCUAGAUUAUCAUAAAUAUUAAAACAAUGUAAUAGAUAAAAAAAUUGUGUAAGGAAUGUGUAAGAAAAAGUCACUUGCCCCUAUUUCUGAGGGGGAAAUCCAAAAGGAUAAUCCUGUGUGAUUGUGUAUGUUAGGAUUUUAAAAGCCUCUAGACAGGAUUUUACAGCCACACAUGACGGAGUGUGUCCAUGGGCCAACUUGGGAAUGCUGAUGACAACGGCACUGGGCAGCCUCUCGUCCCAGCACUCCACAGACUGAAAGAGAGGAGAUUAACAAGAGCAGGAGAGGAGCUCCUACGUACCCACAGUCAUUGGUGCCACCACAGCACCUACCCAUGCAGUAACUGAUGGAGGGAGAAUCAGGAAAACACAAGCCUUGCAUGUAGCUGAUCCCGUGGUGGAGCACAGCUGGCUUAGCACUUGACGGUACCUCGGAGCAGGGACUUGUGUUGGCCCUGGAGAAGGCAGUGGCUGUUUCCAGAGGACAGUGUAUAUAGAGAGGGGUUGGGGCAGAGUACACAGAGCAAAAUGAGGAUGAAGUUUUGAAAGAGGCUGUAAUGGGAGAGGAAAUGCUGCCACUUUAUUGCAGACAGUGUUUUCCCCUCGGUACCAGGGGCCACAGAGAGGGAGCCAGGUGUGAACACUGGCAGCACCUCCUGUGGCUGCAGCUUGGCUUUUCCCGGCAUUUUCUCCUCCACGGUGUAUGUGGACGGAAAGACACAGAAAUUGGUGAAACAGUACAGCAGCUCCCAAGCCAGGCUUUAAUCAGCAGCCAGAGGUUCUUGUUCUGCAGUCAGUGCUGUUGCCCUUCACUGGAAGGGAGGACCACUCGAAGGUAGAGGCUCCCUGCAGGGUGGCGGUGCAAGCCAUCGUCGGUGGCAGGACCACAGUUCCCACCCAACGGGUGGUUUUGGCAACACCCUCGGGAGCGGAGCCCCGAACCGAGGGGAGGGACAGGACGGGACGGUUCCCAGGCAGAGGCGGCAGUGACGCCAGGAAGGACUCUGCCCUUCUGGCUUCCGCGGGGCGUGCUCGGUCCGUCUCCAUUUAGAGCGGGUCGGCAACGCGGUGGCGGCAGCAGCGGAACAGGGGCGAGGGUGCCUCUGCACACCCCACGUCUCCCCGCUCCGCUGCGCCCUGCGCUGAGCCAGACCAGCUGCACCGCCGUGUCCUGACCGAAGGCUCCUGGGAUGUCACGCCUCAAGCACCAACCCAAGCCUGGCGACCUGAUCGAGAUCAAGCGACCACUUUACCAGCACUGGGCCCUCUACCUGGGGGAUGCAUAUGUCAUCCACGUGACGUCCGAAGAUGAAAGCAUCCCAGCCCUGUCAGCUGGCAGUGUGACAAUAUUGACCAAAAGGGCCAAGGCGAAGAAGCAGCUCCUAAAGGAAGUGGUGGGAACUGAUGACUGGGAGGUCAACAACAAGUAUGACCGCUCCUGCACUCCCCUCCCAGUGAAGGAGAUCAUCAAGUGUGCUCAGAGCUACAUUGGCAGGGUGGUGACCUAUCGUUUGCUUCGCAAAAACUGUGAGCACUUUGUGACAAUGCUCCGCUAUGGCAAGAGUGUCUCUGACCAGGUCAAGAAAGCAAUUCGACGGACUUUCGUGUUAGCUGGUGAAAUGGUCGCUUCUGCAAUUUUUGGUGGGGUUGUGGCUGCUGCCGCUCUUCCUGUUUUUGGUCCUGUUGUUGCUACUGUUGGUGCUGUUGUUGCUCGUGCUUCAGGUGCUUGUGCUUGUGUUCCUUUGGCUAUCAAAAUUGUGAAGGCCUUGUUCUCCAAGGCAUUCAGGAAAAUCAGAAAGAGCAACUGAUGGGCCAUUUGUAAGACCUCCAAGCAAGGCAGGGAGCCCCUGGCUGUUGAUGGUCAUUGCCCAGUAUUUGCCACACCUGAUACCAAAGGCUACCAGCAACUUUGCUGGCCUUCCUGCGAUAAUUAAUAAUUACAAGAAAAUCUAAACAAAUAAACUCAUGUUGACCUAAAUUCCUCUUCUAUCUAUUUGAGUAUAGUUUUGUGUGCAAGUGCAACAAUUCAGCCUUACUUCUCUCUUCCAUUCCAUUAAGAAAUAACAAGUCAAGAGCGGAAGGUGAUUACCAGCAGCACUAGCCUGGUUGCUACAUUUGCUUUUAUUUCAUUGCCUGCGAUGAUUUUUGUGGCAGUCUGGGAGCAUUUGAAAGCAAAUUAUACCUUCCUUCCCCCCACCCUGCCUCCAGUGCUUUGCUGAGGACUGGUGCAGGCUUUCUAUCCAACCUUCCUGUUUUUAUCAGCUGAAUCCUAUGGUCUGUUUCUGUGAAUAUCUGAUUUUAACCUUACCCUUCUGAAAAAGUAAAAUAAAAGUAUUGCUGAGG
Molecule: messenger RNA, 3970 nt
Organism: Pseudopipra pipra
Lineage: Eukaryota; Metazoa; Chordata; Aves; Passeriformes; Pipridae
Product: phospholipase A and acyltransferase 3-like
Exons: 4
Coding region: 2818-3435 (205 amino acids)
Biological process (GO): N-acylphosphatidylethanolamine metabolic process
Cellular component (GO): cytoplasm
Molecular function (GO): glycerophospholipid phospholipase A1 activity; A2-type glycerophospholipase activity
Source: RefSeq, a predicted model, not a curated record